UACGAAGUUUUUAGGUUAGACACAAUGCAAGGAGCCAAUCAAACUGCAAUCGCCAAGUGUUUUACGGGAAGAUCAAAAUUUACGGGUAACUUAUACAUGGCAGCAAUGAUCUGGAUGUGGACUAAUUAUCGUUAUGGUCUGGCGUGCUCAGUGCACAAUGAAUGCCGUUAUCAGAGCUGCGACCCCACGUUUUUGCACUCAUAAGACAACGAUGACCUUUAGUGGACGCGGCGAUGAGCGAGGCGGCUCGGCAGCCGAUCGACGGUCGAAUUCAUGUGCCCAUUCCCGCCUCGCUGCGCUCCCUCGUCACCCUGGAGAAGUACCCGGUGGUCCGUGCCAGUUCCGGCGGUGCGGCGACCUUCCACUGCAGUCCCUUGCGGAUCCUCCCCAACGCUAACGGGAGCAACGCUAACCACACAACCGUCUUAUGGGCGCUCAACCGUAAAACGCUGGCGGCACUCAACAGCGACGGGCUGCGUUACAAUUACACGGCAUCCGCCGACAUCUCCCAAACGGUAGACUGGACGGCCGCCUCCUCCACGCUUACGAUCCGCAAAGUCACCUGGGCGUCACGCGGCCUGGUGGCCUGCAUGCAGGAAUGUGAAGCCAACCCCGAAUUUGAUUUCUGCUCGCUGCAGUACUUCCGCUUCCAUGUCGUGCCCACCGCUAACGAGCUCUUCGUAGCGCCCCUGAUGCACAACGUCACGGUGGCCCCCUUCGAGGAGGCGCGUUUCCGCUGCAACACCAGCUUGGUUGCUCCCACCAACUGGUUCCAUAUUCGCAUGGGCUUUAUUUGGCGCUUUAACGCGCAGUGGCUGGCGGCUCCCCAGGCUCACGCGCUGGAGCCCUUCGUGGGGCCUGUAACCACGCCUCCGCAUGUCCCACCGCCGCUGCGGGACGUCCACCGGAUGCCCGGGGAGACGCUGGCGGAAUACAGCGUCUUUAACAACGGCACCGAUGGCGGCCAUUUCUCCAGCACGCUCGUCAUUCCCCGUGUCCAGCUGCAGACGCCGACACCGGCGCGGGUGGAGUGCUGGGUGCAGCCAGAUCACCAGCGGGAAGUCUGGCUAAGGCAGGCGGCGUACUUGCAUGUCCUACCGCGGCUGUGAAAGCUCUUCUCAUCAUCUGACCGCCACUCUUGCUGCCUGCUUGAUGAUAUAAUGUAAUAUAGGAAGGCUUUAGAAAUAAACUACGUUAUCGUUUGUCAGUUAUCCUACUUUUACAGUGCAAAAAGCUUUUUUUUCGGCCUAGGACUAGAGCGCAAAUACGUAAA
Messenger RNA from Paramacrobiotus metropolitanus, 1273 nucleotides. RefSeq lists its product as uncharacterized. The record is from RefSeq and is a predicted model, not a curated record. Lineage: Eukaryota; Metazoa; Tardigrada; Eutardigrada; Parachela; Macrobiotidae. The transcript is spliced from 2 exons. Bases 234 to 1109 code for a protein of 291 amino acids.